UUCGAAAGCGGGACAGGCGCCGGCCGGCUGGAGUGGCGCUCAGCCGUAUCUCGCCUGCAGGGACGAAGGCGGGCCAGAUAGCGGUCGUGUCGACAAGACAGUCGACGUCCUGCCGCCAUGGCUUCGUGUCCGCGACCGCAGUUGGUGCUCCUACUAGCGCUUCUGCUUCACGGGGCCCGCUCUUUGCCCACGUCGGACCUCUUCCCUUUCGGCAUCACCCAGGACCAGAGCCUGACCAAGGAGAACGACGUGAGCUCUGCCGAAGUGCAGCUGAGUCACCCCAUCACCUUCUACGGCACGGAGUACUCCACCCUCUACGUGAACGACAACGGCCUGGUGUCCUUCUUGACGGAUGUGCCGAGCUUCUUCAGCGCCGAGUUCCCGCUCCAGUACCCGCUGAUCGCGCCCUUGUACUGCGACGUGGACACGCGCGGUACGGGCCGGGUCUUCUACCGGGAGACCCAGGAGGAGAGCCUGUUGCUGCGUUUCACCGCGCUGGUGAGCAGCCAGUACGCCGCCGCUUCCUUCAGAGCUAGAAGCCUCUUCGUGGCCACCUGGGACGCCGUUGGAUACUACGAGCGUAAGAUCGACAAGGUGAACACGUUCCAGCUGGUCAUCGGAUUCGACGAGCGAGAUGCGUACGCCCUGCUGCUCUACCCCGAAGGGGGCAUCCAGUGGAUCCAGGCCGACGGCAAGGUGCCAUCCCUGCCAGAUGCCAAGGCGCAGGCAGGAUUCAUGUCCGGGGACAAGACACGCUACACGCUGCUCCGGGGCUCCGGCACCGACCACGUGGUCAACCUGGAUAAGAUGGGCAACACGGGCGUGCCCGGCCAGUGGCUGUUCCGCAUCUCCGGUCAGGAUGGGGCCGAGCCGGACUCUGCCGGACGUUCGGGCAGCGACGGCGGCGGCGGCACGUGCGCCAGCGUCAGGGUGCCUUGUCCUCCGUCGUCCGUCUGCGUCGACUACGAGGCCGGCUUCUGCUGCCGCUGCGACCGGGGCUCCUUCGGCAACGGAAAGAACUGUAUCAAGGACGGUGCGGCGCAGCGGGUGAACGGCAAACUGACGGGCAUGGUGAACGAACUUCCGAUCGGGGCCGAGGUGGACUUCCACUCUUACGUGGUGACCGGCGACGGACGCUCAUACACUGCCCUGAGCCGCGUGGCGCCCGUCUCGCUGGCCAGCGACUUGAGGGCGCUGCUCACCCUCGCCGACGUGGUCGGCUGGCUCUUCGCCCUGCCGCAGGGCACAGACGCCGUCAACGGUUUCACGCUCACCGGAGGCGAAUUCAACCGAACUGCCGAGGUGCGCUUCAAGCAAACGGGGCACCAGGUCACGAUACACGAGCACUACCUGGGCGUGGAUGUCUUCAACAUGAUGAAGGUGAACGUGGAAGUCCGUGGAAGCCUGCCCACCAUAUCACAGGGGUCCAAGGUCACCGUAGAUGACUACUCCCAGGACUUCGACCAUGUGUCUCCAGGCGUGGUGAAGGCUCACCUGUCCAACCAGUUCAGCCUGGAAGGCAGUUCGCUGCCAGUCGAGUACACUGUGGACCAGACCAUCGUAUUCUCCGAUUGCCCUCACGCCCCCGUCGGCAAGAAAGGCCUGCAGCGCGUCCAGGUUGGCCGUAACUUCAUCGAUUUGGACACCAAGGACGGCAUCGUGCGCUAUGCACAGACCACAAAGGUUUCCCCCGUCGAUGGUGACCAUCCGUGUCAAGGGAUCCAGUGCGGGGCGCACAGCUCAUGCGUGGCUGAUGGCACGGGACACCGCUGCCAGUGCAACGUGGGCUACGAAACUCUGCACGGUCGGGGACAGCUUCCCAUCUGCGUUGACGUGAACGAGUGCACCUCGGGCCAACACAACUGCCACGUCCACGCCGAGUGCAUGAACCUUGAAGGGAGUUUCGCGUGUCGAUGCAGGCCUGGCUACAACGGAGACGGCGUCAACUGCCAGGGUGAGCCGACGUGUGCGAGCCUGCGCUGCGACCCGGCGGCCGAGUGCGUCCAGCCUAGCCCGGACCAGGCGCCGCAGUGCCGCUGCCCGGCUGGCUUUACGGGCGACGGCAGCAGCUGCGUGCCUUCGGCCACCGACUGCCGCCAGUCCCCGCUGAUGUGCGACGUGAACGCCCAGUGCGAAUACAACGCCCGCACGCGCAGCUACGGCUGCCGCUGCCGGUCGGGCUUCCGUGGCGACGGCGUCUUCUGCGUAGAACAGUCCUGCCUGGAGGCCGACGACUGCCACCCGGACGCCCACUGCGUCUACGACCGGCAGGUGGACGCCUACUUCUGCGCCUGCGACCCGGGCUUCUCGGGAGACGGCUACGUCUGCUACCCGCAAGGACGGCGACCCGGCUGUGAGGUCCUCCACGACUGCCACCCGAGGGCUCAGUGUGUUUUGAACGUGACAUCGGGUCAGCACCAGUGCCGAUGCGUCGCGGGCUACAGGGGCGACGGCUACCAGUGCGUGCAAGGACCGGAGGGCGACUGCAGCCGCUGUGCCCCGACUGGCGGCGCCUGCGUUCGCGAUGCCGACGGCCGUCCCAUGUGCCGCUGCGUCGAGGGCUACGAGGGCGACGGCUACGUCUGCCGGCCGCUGGACGAGUGCUCAACGCUCGAAAACUGCGAUCCUCACGCCCAGUGCCUGUUCGACGGGCGCCGCUACCGCUGCCAGUGCAACGACGGAUACAGCGGCGACGGGAAAGUCUGCGAACCCCGCCAUGACGCAUCGCACACGGGAACUCCGUGCAACCUGGUGAACCGGUGCGGAGCCUCGGCCCAGUGCCUGUACGACCCGGUGUCGCGGGCGCACCGCUGCGUCUGCGAUCCGGGCACCCAGGGCGACGGCUACCGCUGCCUGCCGGCCGCCUCGUGCUUCGACGACCCGUCGCUGUGCGCCCGCAACGCGGACUGCGUGCGGCAGCCCGGCGGCUCGCCCGUGUGCCAGUGCCAGCCCGGGUUCACGGGUGACGGUCGGGCGUGCGCGCCGGCCCCGAGGGACCAGGGAGGUUACCUGCUCUUCGGCCAGGGCAUGUCCAUCUUACAGAUGCCGCUGGCGCCCACCAAAGGUAACCCGGGCAAGCUGCUGCUGAUGGAACAGCAUCAGACGGUGGUAGGACUCGCCUCGGACUGCGCCGACGGACAUAUCUACUGGACGGACGCGGCGUCAGGCACCAUCCGACGCGCCUUCUCGAACGGCUCGUCCCCGGAGACCUUCCGCAGCGGACUCCGGUCGCCCGAGGGCAUCGCCGUCGACUGGGCAUCCCGUAACAUCUUCUGGACCGACUCCCUGGACGACACUGUGGAGGUAGCUUCUCUGGACGGCGCCUACCAUCACGUCAUCGUCCACGACGGCCUGGUCAACCCUCGUGGCAUCGCCGUCCAUCCGGCACUCGGGAAGGUGUACUGGACCGACUGGGACAGGAGCCGUCCGCGCAUCGAGGCGUGCCACAUGGACGGCACCGGCCGCUCGGUGCUGGUCGAAGGCGACGGCCUGGAACUGCCCAACAUGCUGGCGCUGGACCUGGAGCACAACGACCUGUGCUGGACGGACGCCGGACGACGCACCGUCGAGUGCGUCAACCUGAGCGGAGGCGGUCGCCGCACCGUCUACACGCCGGCCCAGUACCCGUUCGGCCUGGCCCUGGCCGCCGGCAAGGUCUUCUGGACAGACUGGGCCAUUCCCUUCAUCCACACUGUGGACAGGAACGGUGGCACGGCUGAACCACUCAAGCUGCCCCUCGGAGGCAACGGGAAGCUAUACGGCAUCACCGCCGUCGCCGGACACUGCCCACAAUUGACCAACGCCUGCAGUCACCAGAACGGAGGAUGUCGCCACCUCUGCCUGCCCAGCGGCCAGUGGGGACGAACGUGCCACUGCGGAGGCAACAGCACCGCCUGCAACGAAGUGAACGCCUGACCUCUCCGGGACAGCCGGCUGAGCUUCGCCAUGUAGGCUCAGCAAAUGUCGUGGUGGCCAGACAGGCACGUCGAUAUCCUAGACUCAUCUCAGUGGGCACAUCGUCAAAAGUCUCAUCGGGCAAAACGAAACAUGAGUCGCGUUUUUCUUACUUCGCAAAAACCUCGAACAAAAUCAUCCGAAGGCAUUUCGUCUCUAAGACCUCUAGUAGAGAAUGUCAACACUUGCUAGAGACAAAGUCCUAGUGCUGAAGUUUUCAGCGUCACCUAAGGAAGGCCUACAGGCACACAUUGAACACGACCGCUGCGUCAGCGCACGGAUUGGACUCCUGCCCUCACUGAUUGGACACGAUUCCCAGCCGAAUGAUGACGCACAACUCGUAUCCAAUCUCUGCCCACCGUUGCCCUUCUUUGGGGGACGCCGAAAAUUCAGCACUAUGGCCUUGGUAUCGAGGAAGCGUUGGGAAUGUGCAACAGAUUGAUUUAAGAACGAGCUGUCCAGUUCUACGUAAAAUUAGACAGAAAACUGACGAAUAAUAAUUUAUGUGGUGCAUCGCGCCCGCAAUUGGGAAUGUAAAUAAAACAUCUGAAGCACGG
Molecule: messenger RNA, 4511 nt
Organism: Ixodes scapularis (black-legged tick)
Lineage: Eukaryota; Metazoa; Arthropoda; Arachnida; Ixodida; Ixodidae
Product: nidogen-1
Exons: 17
Coding region: 118-3915 (1265 amino acids)
Biological process (GO): cell-matrix adhesion
Molecular function (GO): calcium ion binding
Source: RefSeq, a predicted model, not a curated record